Porites lobata is the source of this 828-nucleotide messenger RNA. The record is from the annotation of a GenBank genome assembly. NCBI's taxonomy places the organism in Eukaryota, Metazoa, Cnidaria, Anthozoa, Scleractinia, Poritidae.
AUGUCGUUAGUCAAGUGUGAGCUAUCAAAGAAUCCAGAGAAUGAAGACCUAUUUGAUGACCAUGAUCCUGAAAAGCUUUUUACUGAUUUACGGGAAAUUGGUCGUGGCAAUUUUGGCACAGUGUUCUAUGCCAAAAAUAUCAAAACAGAUGAGGUUGUAGCGAUCAAGAAGAUGUCCUACAAUGGUAAGCAACCCAGGGAGAGAUGGCAGGCUAUUUUGAAGGAAGUUAAAUUGCUGAAGCUCUGUAAUCACAAGAAUACUGUUAGCUGUAAAGGAUGCCUUUUGAAAGAACACACGGCAUGGCUUGUGAUGGAAUAUUGUGUAGGAUCAGCGUCAGAUGUCUUAGAAGUUCUCAAGAAACCACUGAGGGAAGUUGAAAUAGCUGCAAUAUGUCAUGAUGCUCUACAGGGACUUCGAUAUCUGCACAAGAGCGGAAGAAUUCACAGAGAUGUGAAAGCAAGAAAUGUCCUCUUGACUGAGAAUGGGGUAGUCAAGCUGGCGGACUUUGGCUCUGCAGCUCUGUUGGCUCGCGCCAAGUCUUUUGUUGGUACACCAUACUGGAUGGCACCUGAAGUCAUCUUAGCUAUGGGUGAAGGACAGUAUGAUGGCAAGGUAGAUGUCUGGUCCUUAGGGAUCACCUGUGUUGAACUAGCUGAGAGAGACCCUCCACUGUUUAACAUGAAUGCAAUGAGUGCCCUUUACCAUAUUGCUCAGAAUGAUCCUCCAAUGCUUUCUUCCCCAGAAAACUGGUCUUCUAGUUUUGUGGAAUUUGUGCAGGAAUGCUUGAGGAAGCAGCCUUCUGUCAGGCCUACAGCCGAAGAUCUUCUG